CUUUUUGUCAUCCACUGCGUUCAAUUGUUUCCUAAUUGAUACAAUCAACACAUUAUCCAAGGAGUUUUUUGCGCCCGCAAUCGUUUUUGCUAGGGUACUACGGGCUCAGCAGGUGACUGGCCUGAGCAUCAUGGGUUCCGCAGCGGUGGGACCUCACGAUGGUCGGAAAGCUAAGCGGAAACGAUGCAAUACAUGUGUGAAGCGAAAAAUCAAGUGUCACGGAGGCGUACCCUGCGAAUAUUGUAGGCGCACGAAUCAGAAAUGCGAGAUGCCAGCCAAACCAGCAACGUUCAAGCCAGUAUUUGUUAUGGAUCGUCCGGAGUCCACGACGGCACCUGCAGAGAUGAUGGACACCCAAGCUAUUGCACGACCUGUAGUAUCUCCUUCUUCACAAUUGAUAUCCCGGCAUCCUGAUCAUAACAUUCCGUAUUUCUUCAUGGUUUUUCUACCCAUGAACGUUCUGGUAAAUGAUCGUGUCGCAAUCUCCAUCGAUCUUCUCAGUUUGAUCAAAACCACACCAGGUCUAAGAGACACAAUGUUUGCUAUUUCAAUUCAGCAUCGAAAACAACAGCAGGAGCAGCAAGGGUUAGUCGCGAAAUCACAUCAAAGUGUAAAGGCUUUACAGUUCUACAACAACGCUGUUAAAUGCAUGCAAGCCCAGAUCAAGACCAAUACAUACCUGGACAAUGUAUCCUCUCUCUGGACGACAUUUUUCUUAGGCCUGUUCGAGCUGAUGCGCGACUCGACGGGGAUGAAUUGGUUGUCACAUUUUCUACACGGAACAUGCACUAUACUACGCCUCCAGCAACCCCACAGUCUCCUUCAACCUGGUGUUAGUACUUCAAAUCAUCGCACAUUCUUUCUUGCUACCCGCAUAUUCGAAAUAGCUCGAUCUUUGAUUUAUUCUUCUCCAACUUUCCUUUGGGAGCCAGAAUGGACUGCUGUCGUAGCAGAGUUAUGGCGUGGUGAAAACGCAUUGCAAUGGCAUCCGAAAGAAGCGUUAUUUGACAUACUACCAAGCUUUUCAGAACUGAGUAUUCGCGCCCAUCGCUUCUCGACAACUGCCGUUCAACCAAUGACAGAAAAACAACGCGUUUCAGUGAGAUCGCUCGCUGAAGAAGGGCUUGCCUUACAGGAGAAAUUGCAACUCUGGUGGGCUGAAACUGAUGCUUGGAAAACGUCAACUCAUCAUCAAAACGACAUAUCAUCCGAUCGAGAACUUCUAUUAGGCUAUGCCUACUACCACGCAAUUAAAAUCUAUCUUUCGGGAACCUACGAUUAUCAUGUACCCUGGACCUCUCCUGGUGCGCCUCCUGCACCGAUCUUGUCGCGGGCUGAGAUCGAUUGGCAUGUAUGCGAGAUUCUACGUCUGAGCCAGAGCUUAAUAGCCCACGGGAUUGCGGGAAUAUUUCUGUUCUUUCCUUUGAGGGUUGCGGGAGCAAGGGCAACGGAAAUUACAUUAAGACGCGAAAUACUGAAUGCCUUCCACAUAACCUCUGAGCGAGGAUUUAUCGUUGCCGACGCCCUCGUUCAGGAUUUAUCCGGACUUUGGUCGGAGAGAGAUGCUUCGAGGUGAAAUAAGGAACAAGGUGGCUUUACAUAGCUAGCUUUGUGUUGGCAUAAUUCUGUAUUAUACGAUGGCCUACCUUUGGCCAAUCUUGUUUUUUGUUGACGACGUUCGGCAAAUCGAUACUUGCUUCGAUAGUAACUUUUCAAAAUCGGCAUGUCAAUGAUCCACCUUCAUAUCCGGACAGAAUACAUAUUUAUAAGUAUCGGAAUGAGUACUUUGGGUGGAAGUGGAG
Molecule: messenger RNA, 1802 nt
Organism: Aaosphaeria arxii CBS 175.79
Lineage: Eukaryota; Fungi; Ascomycota; Dothideomycetes; Pleosporales
Exons: 3
Coding region: 131-1576 (481 amino acids)
Biological process (GO): regulation of DNA-templated transcription
Molecular function (GO): DNA-binding transcription factor activity, RNA polymerase II-specific; zinc ion binding
Source: RefSeq, a predicted model, not a curated record